GUCCGCGGACGAGGCGACCGAAGAGGACCAAAGACAAGCGGACGGACGAGGAGAAGAGGCCGCGGACGGCGUUCAGCGGCGAGCAGUUGGCGAGACUGCGCAACGAGUUCGCCGAGAACCGCUACCUGACGGAGAAGAGACGCACCGAGCUGGCGCGCGAGCUGGGCCUCAACGAGGCGCAGAUCAAGAUCUGGUUCCAGAACAAGCGGGCCAAGAUCAAGAAGGCGUCC
Frankliniella occidentalis (western flower thrips) is the source of this 230-nucleotide messenger RNA. RefSeq names its product segmentation polarity homeobox protein engrailed-like. Gene Ontology annotation, biological process: neuron differentiation; regulation of transcription by RNA polymerase II. Lineage: Eukaryota; Metazoa; Arthropoda; Insecta; Thysanoptera; Thripidae. The annotation marks the transcript as partial. Gene Ontology annotation, molecular function: DNA-binding transcription factor activity, RNA polymerase II-specific; RNA polymerase II cis-regulatory region sequence-specific DNA binding. The transcript has a single exon. The record is from RefSeq and is a predicted model, not a curated record. Gene Ontology annotation, cellular component: nucleus.